Sorghum bicolor (sorghum) is the source of this 813-nucleotide messenger RNA. Its product is annotated as 40S ribosomal protein S12. The coding region runs from base 164 to 586 and encodes 140 amino acids. Lineage: Eukaryota; Viridiplantae; Streptophyta; Magnoliopsida; Poales; Poaceae. The record is from RefSeq and is a predicted model, not a curated record. Gene Ontology annotation, cellular component: cytosolic small ribosomal subunit; ribosome. The transcript has 5 exons. Gene Ontology annotation, biological process: translation. Gene Ontology annotation, molecular function: structural constituent of ribosome.
GGCUCGGCCCAGGAAAAUAUUCUGCCCAUUGAAGCCCAGAAGGCCCGGCUGCAAUAUAAGCCACUCCCAGCCGUCUCCUCCCCACGCGAAAACCCUAGCAGCUCGGCACUCCUCCAACCCAGGUGUUACAUACGCUGUCGGCCGGGUCCUCGGAGCGCGGGAGAUGGCGGAUCAGGAGACCCCAGCUGUGGUUGAGGCACCUACCCCGGUUCUUGGGGAGCCGAUGGACCUGAUGACUGCCCUGCAGCUCGUCAUGAAGAAGUCAGGUGCUCAUGAUGGCCUUGUGAAGGGUCUUCGUGAGGCUGCCAAAGCCAUCGAGAAGCAUGCUGCUCAGCUUUGCGUGCUUGCUGAGGACUGUGAUCAGCCUGAUUAUGUCAAGCUGGUGAAGGCUCUCUGUGCUGAGCACAAUGUCCACCUGGUUACGGUGCCUAGCGCUAAAACUCUUGGCGAGUGGGCUGGGCUUUGCAAAAUUGACUCCGAGGGCAAGGCAAGGAAGGUUGUAGGCUGCUCCUGUGUUGUGGUCAAGGACUAUGGCGAAGAAUCUGAAGGCCUUAACAUAGUGCAGGAGUACGUCAAAUCGCACUAGAUACACACUAUAUAGUGUGCCAGUAUCUGGAACUUGUGUUCUACUACAUUUUGCACCUGAGUUUAAAUUUGUGCUUGGUUCUUGGGCUUUGCUAGGAGAUUAGAACAAUUUUCAAGUGAGCCAAGGAUUCAUGUGAACGAUUUGGACAUCUCAACUCUUGUUUGAAGUGCUCUCAUCUACUGUUAAUACAAAUCAGCAAGAGCCAGUAUUCUGCUUGUUUGUUGUUC